This is a messenger RNA of Phaedon cochleariae (mustard beetle), 3545 nucleotides long. Lineage: Eukaryota; Metazoa; Arthropoda; Insecta; Coleoptera; Chrysomelidae. The record is from the annotation of a GenBank genome assembly.
GUAGUGACAGUUUGUUUUUCGUUCACUUUUAUUUGCGGUUAUGAAAUCCGUUUUUCUGUCUGCCGCUUUUGUAUUUUAUUUUGGAAAUCCUCAUUAUGGAUAAAAGUUUUCAUGGUAGCUUUUCAGGGAAAAGUCCAUUUUCUCCCAGAUCGCGUCAAAAUAUAAGUUCAAAGCGAAUACUUCCAACAUCAUUCAGAAAAUCCUCCCGGUUGAGUAUAUCUGGAAAAUCAUCUCAAUCUGUUCAAAUUGUACUGAAAGCAACUCACCAUUAUGUAGAACGUUUUGGACAAUCCCUGCCAGUUCUCAUCACAGAAGCUUUAACAUUUGCAGAUAGAAAUACUGUCGUUUCUGCACGAAUUUCUGAAAUUGGAUAUGCUUGGGUAGUUUGUGGAAGAAGGCUUUUGAUCUGGCAGUAUAGGCAAACUACAGUAGCCCCAGGUACACCACAAAGAAAAACUGGUAGUAUAAAUCAAUGUUUUGAGCUGCAAUUACCACAGAGCGAUUUAGCUCAUAGAGCUGAAUUGGUUGCAGUUUUCAUCAAUGCUGGUUCUAAUACCCCAUCAUGUAUUGCUGUAUCUCCAGAAGGUGUUGUUAGAUAUUGGCCAGCUGUAGCACAUGAAGGAGUCACAGUUGAGGAAACUGUGGAUCUACAAGGCCAAGAAUGUGACAGUUUAACAAACAUAGAUGGAUUAGGUUGCAUAUUGGCAACAACAACUUGCACUGUUGUACUUGUUCAACCAAUAAUGAACAAUGGUAGACAUAUCUUGAGCUGCAAACCACUCAGAACACCAAGUGGAUGGCUGGGUGGUAUCAGUAAGAGGAUGUCAUCACUGAUAUUUGGUCCCAUUUCCAAUGAGCAAACUAGUGAAACAAGAUUGGUUAGGGUUCUUAGUGUACCAAAUAAAAAAGGUACCUGGAUAGUCUAUGUUUUGGCUGGGCAUUCCCUUCAGAAAUGGAUACUGUCAAACCAAGAACCAGAACAGUUGGUGUCCAUCUCUGAAUUGAACAGGUUGGUGAGAGAUAGAUUCCACAGUGUGGUCUGGGACAAUUGGGUGGGUGACCAAGAUGAAAUUGACAUCUGGCUGUUGGACAUUCAGGCAGAUAAAGACAAAGAUAAUGUCAUUAUUUUUGCCGCUGCUGUCAAUAUGCAGAAAUCCUCCCAAGUGUACUAUGCCAUGAUAUCAUUUUCAACUGGUGGCUCUGUUUCCAUAAAAGAUUUCAUUUUACUUAAAAUAUCUGGACUAUACAGAGAAGAUAAUGCCAGUGAUUCUUUGUCCUAUAGAUUUUUAUUAAGUGGCUCAAGUGUUUAUAUGUAUAAUCUGAAAACAAUCAGAAUAAUGAGAUCUUCAGAAGAGCCUGAUGUGUUGGAAUUCAAUUCAUCACAAGAUUUUUUAUUAGGUGGAUCCAUUUGUGUUAAUACACCAGUAUUUUUCUCAAGACUGAAUGGUUUAGUAGCUGUUUGUACUAAUGAUCAGAUUUCGGAUUUUUUGAACCAAAGCACAACAUCAAAUACCCCAAUAGAGACUUCUUUCAAUGAAUCCACUGCUGUGAACAAUUUGUCUAUGUAUAAUUUAGACCCUGAAGAAAUAUACAAUGCCUACAAGGACACAGUUGGUCAGUUGAAAGCUGCAUUUAUUUUUCAUAUUAGAAAUCAGCAGAGCGCAUAUCAAGACAUCCUCAAUGAGCUCUUUCCCCAUGAAAACGCCCCAUCUACAAGCAUCAACAGUGCCCUGGAUAAAUGUGUGGUCCUGUUGUGCAAAGACCUGCUGGACGACAUUCCGGCCGGUGAUCCACGAUGGAACAAAGUUGCUUCUGCUGGCAUAGGGAGCUCAUAUGCCAUGCAAGUUCUCCAUCAGCUGGAGGAUAAGCAGAAGGCUUUGUCUCUGUAUUUCCGGUUCCUGAAGGAAUCGGGGAUCUGGAGCAGGUUGUCUGCUUGUAUUACGAGAGAUAGUGCUAUGCCUACCAUUUAUACUCUAGGGGAAUUUUCUGAGAAAAUCACUGCCGCAAUAGUUAUGAAAAGUCUCCCAAAUAGUUUAUUAAUAGAGAAUGCUCUGGAAAAAGCAAUUGAGCACUUUGAAACAGAACCAGGAAAUGGUCUAACAAAUCAGGAUGUGUUCUAUAGAGAAGUCACCAAAGUUCAAAGGGGUAUCCAGGAAAUAGUCAACUGUUGUGAAGAUUCUGCUCAUUCAGAUUUAAGCCCUGCCCAAGUUGCUCAAAUUGUUCAUGAUACUAAUGAAAUUGUUUUGACUGUCCUGAAUGAGGUUAUCCAAUAUCGUAAUCAGAACUCGGAUAAUUUCGUUCCUUCUGAAGAGACAAAAUCAUUGAAUCUGGAAUAUUUAUCAUGGACUGCAACAAGUGGGACCGAAGGUGUAGCAGAUGCCCUUUUACAACAACAUAGUUCAACAUUCAAUUAUGGACUGAAAUUAAUAAGUCAAGGACAGUUGAGAAAUUCGUUAUUAGAUCACCUUGUAGCACUCACUGAUUUAAUACUGGAUGGUAGGAAGUUUCAUUUAGAAACCAUCAAGAAUUCCCAGAAGGAGAGUAUUGUCUACAAGCAAUAUUGCUCUGACAGGCACAAAUUGAUCAAACCAUUAUUGAAUGAAAAGGAAUAUGAAAGGGCAGCUUUGUUAGCUGAAAAAUAUCUGGACUUUGAAACACUUGCUACAAUUUGUGAACUCAUGGAUAAUCAAACUAGGUUAGAUGAAUACAUGGACCGAUUCAACAAUGAGGGUUUUCCGGAAUUUGUUUAUAACUGGUUCCUCAAGCAAAACAAGCAAGGCAAACUGAUGGACAGGUAUAGGAAAUCAGGAAGAACAAAAAAUCUUGAAAAGCUAUCCAGUUUCCUUUCUGACCAUCCAUCCCUUUCUUGGAUGCAGCAAAUUUUUGAUCAUAAAUUUUCUAUGGCAGCAGAUACGUUAUGUAACCUUGCAAAUGCUGAAAGAGAGUCACUAACAAGACAAAAAACGAUGUUGAGCCUCAGUAAGUUAGCCAAACUUGCCGAUCCAAACCCAAGUGACACAAAUGAUUAUGUGAAUGAUAUAGAUGCUCGAUUGGACCUCAUUAUUUUUCAAGAAGACUUGCCAGAUUAUGUACUUCAACAGUUUGGAUAUGAUACCAUGAAACCUUGUGUUAUACCCCCCAAAGAUCUAGUGAAUUUAUAUUUUUGCAAUGAAUACACAGACGCUGGAGAACUUGAAUUCAAAAAAGCUCUAGAUAUUCUCAGUUUCAUAACUGAGAAAGAGCUGAAAGAAGAAUUGGAGUUGAAAGUGUGGCGUAGUGCCAUACUGAGAGAUUCUUGGAAUUAUAGGAACUUGGACUCGCCUAUGGAUAUCUUACGGGGAACUUUGUUUUAUAAAAUCAUUGAUCUGUCAUUGGAUUUAGGUGCAGAUCCACAAACGUUAUUGCCACCUUUAGACACCCUUAUUGAAGACCAAUCUUUGAACCAUUUGCAAGAAAACAAUAAUUUCAAAUUUCUCAUCAAAACAGCAUAUGAACAUGUUUACCGUUCACAACUGAUAGAAUAAGUGUUGUUUUAGUUGAAUAUA